AGACAUGGCCACAGGUAGGACUGUCCUUCUCAAAGCUAAUUUCCCCUUUUCAGACUUUUUCCUUUAAAUUAAAUAUUUAUAGUGAUGCAUCUGACAGAAAACUGCAUUAAUUAGAUAUGUAUUUGGGAAGUUACCUUUUAAUCACAGGGUUGGCUAGUCUAAAACCUGCAUUUUAAUUGCAUUAAAGCUAAAAGUGACCAUAACAUUGACAAUAAGGCCUGAAACUAUUUGAUUCCACAAACACAUUGGCAAAGUCAUAUUUGAGGCAGCAAAAAGAGAGCAAUCGAUUGUUUUUUGUUGUUUUUACAGACUUCUUACAGUCAGGCUAUUGCUGAGCAUAGACAGUAGAAUCUUUUGCUUCAUCUGUUUUUGAAAAUAAUUUUCAGUCACAGACCAUCCAAAAAGAUUUAGUAAAUAUCAUGAGAAUUUUAUCAACUCAAGGUAAAGGUUACCAGCUUCUGAAUGUGGAACCACACAAGACAUCAUUCUGCUCCUACAAUGUUGCCUCCUGAUGUUCAUCCUGGAACUGAGUACACCGGUGAAUUGGAUUUACAAUGGAGUAAAGUCAACAGCAGCCAGAGAGGGCAACUUGCUAAAUUUUCAAUAUGAAGUUAGAACCAGUGCUGUGGACAUUUUUACUCACGGGCUGGUGUUUCCAUUAUCCCAGUGCUGACUUUGUGGACUUAAAUGAAAACACUAAAGUUGAACUGCAGGAUGCACAAGAGUCCAAGAAAAAUAUGUUUGACAAGAACACCCGGAAACCAAGGGAUUUACCUGACAUGCAGAUGGAGUCAAACUGGAAUGUACCUGACUUAAACCAGGGUACCUAUGAAGAUGCUGACUGGCACCCGUCUGCCUCAAUCCUAGAAGCGUUUUCUGACCUGAAUCCUGAUGCCCCAACAGUCAUACAGAUCGACAGUGCAGGUGGUGUGGACAGUAGCACUAACCAAACUUUCAACCAGACACAUUGUGGAGAGUACAGCAGCCAGCUGAUGCCUAAUGGACAGUGUCGCCUGAUGGCAACUCUGCCUCGUGUGGGAAUGACAGAAAAACGCUGUCCGGACAUGUUUCGCUGCACAGAUGAGAUUUCAUUCUGGCUUCAAGAGAACCAAAACAGAAAGCAGCAGCUUGAGGAGCUGAGGGAGACAAUGUCUGAGCUGCAGGAGGAGGUGAGGAACCACCGGCAUCGAGUCAAGGCCCUGGAGAUGCAGGGUGAAGACAGCGUCAGAUGGAACUCAACCGUGGGCCAUCGCUUGCAUUUCUUGGAGCUGCGCCACGCAGAGGCCGACACGCUGCUCCAAGUGCACGCAGCGCUGCUGUAUGAGCUGCAGGCGCAGCUUCGCAACCUGUCAGCCACCAUGCAGCACAUGAGUCGCAGCAGCAGCUGCACAAUCAAUGUGAUCAAGGCCACGCCGCCUCUCAGCAUGAGAAACACACUGGCACCAGGUGGACAGUACCUGUCUUUCUGUCCAUCAGACUGUACAUCUCUGUAUCACAAUGGUGUGCGUCGUUCAGGAGUUUACACCAUUGUUAUGUCACCAGGCACCACUUUUCCUGUUUACUGUGACAUGGAGACAGAUGGUGGAGGCUGGACUGUAUUUCAGCACAGGCGUGACGGCUCAGUCAGUUUUAAUCGUGGCUGGGCCGAAUACCGAGAUGGUUUUGGUGAAGCACGAGGAGAACAUUGGCUGGGCAACCAUCAUGUUCACCUGCUGUCCAACCAGGGUCACUACAGCCUUCGCAUUGACAUGCAGGACUGGAGCCACGCCCACAGGCACGCCCUGUAUCAGUCUUUCAGGAUAGACAAUGAAGAAAACCAGUAUCGCCUUCAUGUUUCUGGUUUCAGUGGAACAGUGGAGGAUUCCUUCGGCUGGUAUCACGACCAACACGGUUUCAGCACACCAGACACGGGGAACAUCUGUGCUGAGAUCAGUCACGCCGGCUGGUGGUUCCACCAAUGUUUCUACACCAACCUCAAUGGAGUUUACUACAAGGGCGGCCGGUACUCUUUGAGGGCCCACAACUUGCUGGGGCCAGAUGGCAUCGUCUGGUUUUCCUGGAAGGAUUCAGACUUCUACUCUCUGAAGGGGGUCACCAUGAUGAUUCGGCCGCAAAGUUUCAGAAGUCUGUCGCCAUAGUGACAGGGCAUUUUCAUUGCUGGUUUUUAAGAAAACUGCCAAAUGUACUGACACUGCCAAUAUAUUAUUACUGCUAAAAAUAAUCCCUUGGCAUGCUUGAUUUUUCCUUUAAAAUUCAUUUCUUCAAAUUUACAGGGGGCAGUCUGUUCUAAAUUAAAUAAGUAUCUAGCCGUUCUUAAGAUUUACCAAGAGGUUUCAUUUCGUAGACGGGUUUUCUGAAUGACCCAUGUUGGUUUUAUGGAGAGAUGCUUACCUGUUUAUUUUAAUUUCCAUGCCAAUAACCAGAAUUAUUUAAUUACAGUGGCUUCACUGCUUAAACAAUAACUGCCAAGAUUUAGACUAUGAAUGUAUACUUUUGGUUACCUAACUUCUUACCUGGCUGCAGUUUAAUGAACAGAUCAGACACAGUUAUGAAUUUGUAAAGUACAUUAAGUUUUUUUUUAUUAUUGAGGUAGGGUGUAAAGUUUAAGCUUAGCAGAUACAUUUUGACUUCUGUUGAAUAAAUUGAAGAAUUUCUGUGCAUGAUGCUUGAAAUACACCACUGCCACACACCAACCUGA
This is a messenger RNA of Xiphophorus hellerii (green swordtail), 2698 nucleotides long. Its product is annotated as angiopoietin-related protein 7-like. Lineage: Eukaryota; Metazoa; Chordata; Actinopteri; Cyprinodontiformes; Poeciliidae. The coding region runs from base 606 to 2138 and encodes 510 amino acids. The transcript has 6 exons. The record is from RefSeq and is a predicted model, not a curated record.